Neofelis nebulosa (Clouded leopard) is the source of this 5593-nucleotide messenger RNA. RefSeq names its product ceramide kinase (gene CERK). The annotation marks the transcript as partial. Gene Ontology annotation, molecular function: kinase activity. The transcript has 16 exons. The record is from RefSeq and is a predicted model, not a curated record. Lineage: Eukaryota; Metazoa; Chordata; Mammalia; Carnivora; Felidae.
CCCCCUCCCCUGCCCCCUCCCGGCCCCCUCCACCCCCGCCCGGCCCCCUCGUCGUCCCCGCGGCCGCCCUGCGUACGAGGUGACGCAGCGCCGCCCGCCCCGCCCGCCCCCGCGCCGCCGCCGCCGCCGCCGCCGCCGCCACCCGGUCGGGCUCCAGGGGCCGCUAACGGUCCCGCGCCCCUCGGCGUCCGCGCCCCCGCCCCGCGCCGCGCCCGGCCGAGCAGGCGGCGCCGGCGGGCGACGGGCGCGAUGGGGGCGGCGGAGCCGCUGCGCUCGGUGCUGUGGGUGAAGCGGCAGCGCUGCGCCGUGAGCCUGGACCCCGCGCGGGCGCUGCUGCGCUGGUGGCGGAGCCCGGGGCCCGGAGCCGGCGCCCCCGGCGCGGAUGCCUGCUCUGUGCCCGUCUCUGAGAUCAUCACCGUCGAAGAAACGGACAUCCACGGCAGACACUACGGCCGCGGAAAAUGGCAGAAGAUGGAGAAGCCCUUCGCUUUCACAGUGCACUGCGUGAAGAGGGCCCGACGUCACCGCUGGAGGUGGGCGCAGGUGACCUUCUGCUGUGCUGAGGAGCCGCUGUGUCACCUGUGGCUGCAGACGCUGCGGGAGUUGCUGGAGAAGCUGACAUCCAGACCAAAGCAUUUACUGGUGUUUAUUAAUCCGUUUGGAGGGAAAGGACAAGGCAAGCGGAUAUAUGAAAGGAAAGUGGCCCCACUGUUUACCUUAGCGUCCAUCACCACCGAAAUAAUCGUCACCGAACGUGCUAAUCAGGCCAAGGAGAGCUUAUACGAGAUCAACAUAGAUAAAUACGACGGGAUCGUCUGCGUUGGUGGAGACGGCAUGUUCAGUGAGGUCUUGCACGGCCUGAUUGGCAGGACGCAGAGGAACGCCGGCGUGGACCAGAACCAGCCCCGGGCAGCCCUGGUGCCUAGCCCACUCCGGAUCGGCAUCAUCCCCGCGGGGUCCACAGAUUGUGUGUGUUUUUCCACGGUCGGCACGAAUGACGCGGAGACAUCAGCUUUGCACAUCAUUGUGGGGGACUCACUGCCCAUGGACGUGUCCUCGGUUCACCACAACAGCACGCUGCUGCGCUACUCCGUGUCCCUGCUGGGCUAUGGCUUCUACGGGGACGUCAUCAAGGACAGUGAGAAGAAGCGGUGGAUGGGGCUCAUCAGAUACGACUUCUCAGGUUUGAAGACCUUCCUGUCACAUCACUGCUAUGAAGGGACAGUGUCUUUCCUGCCAGCGCGGCACACAGUGGGGUCUCCCAGGGACAGGAAACCCUGCCGUGCUGGAUGCUUCGUGUGCAGGCAGAGCAAACAGCAGCUGGAGGAGGAGCAGAAGAGGUCGUUGUACGGUCUGGAGAACACCGAGGAGGUGGAAGAGUGGAAGGUCGUCUGCGGGAAGUUCCUGGCCAUCAACGCCACCAACAUGUCCUGUGCUUGUCCCCGGAGUCCCCAGGGCCUGUCCCCGGCCGCCCACCUGGGGGACGGGUCUUCUGACCUCAUCCUCAUCCGGAAGUGCUCCCGGUUCAACUUCCUGAGGUUUCUCGUCAGGCACACGAACCAGUACGACCAGUUUGACUUCGCUUUUGUCGAAGUUUAUCGCGUCAGGAAAUUCCAGUUUGUAUCGAAGCACGUGGAGGACGAGGACAGCGACCUCAAGGAGAGGGGGAAGACGCGCUUCGGGCAGAUCUGCAGCGACCACCCCCCGUGCUGCUGCUCUGUGUCCAACAGCUCGUGGAACUGUGACGGGGAGGUCCUGAGCAGCUCCGCCAUCGAGGUCCGGGUCCACUGCCAGCUGGUUCGUCUCUUUGCACGAGGAAUCGAGGAGAACCCUAAGGAAGAGUCACAGAGCUGAGACGCUGUCACGCGUCACCUGCCUUGCCGUGAUUGGGAACCGUGACCGUUAUUUAGGAAAAUUACUGCAGACCGAUUACGUUGAUAUACACAUUUAAAUUUAGAAAUUUAUUUUUGAUAGUUGAAUCUUGAUUUUAGAAAAAUACCUUCGUCAACAAUAUUGUGAACAUACCUGGCAUUUUCGGUUCUCCGUGACUCUUUGGGCUGCGUUUCACGUAACUUCUUCUCAGCCAAUGGCACUUACCAGUUUGGGGGCGCUGGCUUCUUAGGUUUUAACAACGCUGACGGUGCGGAUUUUCAAAGGGCCCAUCGGUGGCUCUGCCCAAUACGUUUAGGGACAGCGAAUGUGCGGUCACACCAUCCAGACGGGGGUCUCCCCGCUCGCUGAUCCACAUCGCACGACUUACUCUGUAGUUAUUUGUGGUCAGGUUUCGGAAAGUAGUCGGUCGCCUUCAUUUUGCCUUCAUCUGAGCUUCUGCUUAGGAAACUUCCGGACUCUCUCUGUCCCGGGCAACUACAAUGCAACGUAGCCCUGCUUCGGGGACACCUCGGGAGUGCAGCACUGUUGUGGGGACGCGGACAGGAGUGGCACUUUAUCUUGAAAACCCAGGUCCUUGCUUUCAUCACGGUCGUGUUUCUGGGACAAUCCGGCUGGUCAGCAGGAACAAUCACGGGCCCUGGAGACGGCAUCGGUUUUACGGCUAGGUGCCGACGCUUUAUGGCCACACUGGGCGGGGGUGGGGGGGGUGGGGGUGGGGUUGGCAUGGAGAGAAGCUGGCACACAGUAGGAAAAAAUUCACUCUGUGAAUGCUGUGUUCACUUGACAUCCGGGCACCCUGCCCCGGUUGGCGGUGGGGCUCCCGAGUCCCGGGGGCUACUUUGGUGCAGGCCCCGGGUCUCUACAUGUGGUCCCGACUGGAGCUUUUCUUCACGUUCAGUUCUACAUAUUUAUUGAAACUGUUGUCCUUUUCAGCCAGAAUAGUGUAAAUGGUGUCUUCAGGGUUAGGAUUUUAGAUAGUUUUCCGCUGAAGUGCUGGAGCUGCAUCGGCCAGGGGUUCCCUGCAGCGGCCGGGGGUUCCUUACAGGCAGCCGGGGGUUCCCUACAGCGGCCGGAGGUUCCCUACAGGUGGCCAGGGGUUCCCUGCAGCGGCCAGGGGUUCCCUACAGGCAGCCGGGGGUUCCCUGCAGGCGGCCAGGGGUUCCCUGCAGCGGCCAGGGGUUCCCUACAGGCAGCUGGGGUUCCCUACAGGCGGCCAGGGGUUCCCUGCAGCGGCCAGGGGUUCCAACCUACAGGAGGCCAGGGGUUCCCUGCAGCGGCCAGGGUUCCCUGCAGCGGCCAGGGGUUCCCUACAGGCAGCAGGGGGUUCCCUACAGGCGUCUGGGGGUUCCCUACAUGCGGCCAGGGGUUCCCUGCAGCGGCCAGGGUUCCCUGCAGUGGCCAGGGGUUCCCUACAGGAAGCCAGGGGUUCCCUGCAGCAGCCGGGGGUUCCUUACAGGCAGCCAGGGUUCCCUGCAGUGACCGGGGGUUCCCUACAGGUGGCCGGGGGUUCCCUACAGGCGGCCAGGGGUUCCCUGCAGCGGCCAGGGGUUCCCUACAGGCGGCCGGGGGUUCCCUACAGGCGGCCAGGGGUUCCAACCUACAGGAGGCCAGGGGUUCCCUGCAACAGCCAGGGUUCCCUGCAGCGGCCAGGGGUUCCCUACAGGCAGCAGGGGGUUCCCUACAGGCGUCCGGGGGUUCCCUACAUGCGGCCGGGGGUUCCCUGCAGCGGCCAGGGUUCCUUGCAGUGGCCAGGGGUUCCCUACAGGAGGCCAGGGGUUCCCUGCAGCAGCCGGGGGUUCCUUACAGGCAGCCAGGGUUCCCUGCAGUGACCGGGAGUUCCCUACAGGCGGCCGGGGGUUCCCUACAGGUGGCCAGGGGUUCCCUGCAGCGGCCAGGGGUUCCCUACAGGCAGCCGGGGGUUCCCUGCAGGCGGCCAGGGGUUCCCUGCAGCGGCCAGGGGGUUCCCUGCAGCGGCCAGGGGUUCCCUACAGGCAGCAGGGGGUUCCCUACAUGCACCCAGGGGUUCCCUGCAGUGGCCAGGGGUUCCCUACAGGAGGCUAGGGGUUCCCUGCAGCAGCCGGGGGUUCCUUACAGGCAGCCAGGGUUCCCUGCAGUGACCGGGGGUUCCCUACAGGCGGCCGGGGGUUCCCUGCAGCGGCCAGGGGUUCCCUACAGGCAGCCAGGGUUCCCUGCAGUGGCCGGGGGUUCCCUACAGGCAGCCGGGUGUUCCCUACAGCGGCAGGGGUUCCCUGCAGCGGCCAGGGGUUCCCUACAGGCAGCCAGGGGUUCCCUGCAGUGACUGGGGUUCCUCACAGGCAGCCAGGGGUUCCCUACAGGCGGCCAGGGUUCCCUGCAAAGGCCGGGGGUUCCCUACAGGUGGCUGGCGCUUCCCUGCAGGCAUGGCCACCGGCCCUGGGGUGGCCCUCGUGCAUGCUUGUGGCCCCAUUUCCUUUGUAUUCAUGCUUGGCUAUAUGGGAGAUGCAUCGAAAAUAGCUUUAUUUGAAAUACAAGAUGAGGCUUGAACUCUGGUUUGCAAAGAGAGAGGAAGCCUGUUACAAGAGGCGGUUCACAAGCCGUCAUGUGCUUUACGAGUGCCCUUGACCUCACGUAGGCACAAGUAGUCAUUUUAGCAUUAACAGACAUCAUAUAUUUUUAGAAUUUACUUGCAGCAUUUAUAUUUUGAAGUAUACAUGAAAUUUCCUAUUUUAUCAUUCAAUCCCAGGUCAGACAAAAAGGGUAGCUUUAACUGGCUUUUUUAAUAAGAUCACAUUAUCAAGCGAUUGUGCGAAUCCGAUGUUUUAAUGAUUAGCGGGUGGGUGAAAAGUCUGGGUAUGAAAACUAAUUCUCAGUGCUUGCUGCUGGUUGGAAGAAACCAGACCCAGGACUGGCAGGUCUGAGCAGGGGCGCGAGGGCCUCCCCAGCGAGGCUCCCAGCCGCCCACAGCCACUCUGUGGAUUGUGUUACUUGAGGUUUCGUAAAACAGUACUGGUCUGAAGUCCAUUGCUGGUUUUAGAAAAACAGUCCAGGCCGGAGUCCACAGUUCACGUUCACCGAGAAAGCGAGCCACACGGUUCCCCGAGGGCUGACCUUGUGCCGACAUCACAGGCCUUGGGACGGUUCUUAGGGUGCGUGUGGUUGUGUGAACACCCCCCAGCACUCCUUGAUAAUCUCUACACGGGGUGGAAGUACUUUCCAGACAUUCCCAUGUGGGCAGGGGGUUCUGAUCUCACGAAGGCCCCAGAUGGAGCCCCGACAUGUGCACGUCAGAACUGACAGCUGGUUAGUGAGGACUUAGGAUCAUCUAGGAUUAGUCUAGGCUUUAACUUCCUGUGUGACUCAUUGGUGCAAAAAACCGUGGCGGUAGUUAUGCUCUGACCCGUUUCCUGCUUGUUCUGACUACCAAGGAGGAACCUCGGAAGCUGCACCUGCUCGGCGGGCAGGCUCGACUUUGUUCCUUGUACAGUCUCGUGUAACGGGGCAGGACCGAUGGAAGAGGUGGCUUCAUUUUCUUUUAAUCUUGCGGGUUUCGAGAUUAGAAAAUGGCAUAUUUGCUCUGACACGUUUGAGAAGACAGAAAUAAAGUUACGUUGGGCAGAAUUUUUUUUUCUUUUAUAAAUUCCUGUUAUUUUCAAAGCGGAGCAUGUUUUGUGAAAACACCUAUGUACAAUUUAAAGAGCAAGAAUAAAAUGAACGAUGGUGU